UACACAGCUGACUAAACUAUCAAAAGGGUUAGGGUUAGUCAACAUCUCAAACCCUUCUAAGAUGAAGACCUUCAGCGUUGCAGUUGCAGUGGCCGUCAUGCUCACCUUUAUUUGCAUUCAAGAGAGCUUUGCUGCAGUCAGUGAAGUGCAAGUACAGGAGGAGGUGAUGAGCAAUGACAGUCCAGUUGCAGCACAUGAAGAGACAUCUGUGGAGUCAUGGAUGAUGCCGCAUAACAGCAGACAGAAGCGCAGCCGUAAGUGUCGCUUUUGCUGUCGCAGAGGUGUCUGUGGAUUGUGCUGCAAGUUCUGAGGAUUCCUGCACCAACAACCACUACAUCAUCAUUUCUCCUGUUUCAUCACUUAUAUUUAGUUUACCUCUCUUUAUUUAUUCAUGUCUUUUUGAUCAUGCUGUACUUCAUCUGUGCACAGUGUGUUAUCAUAAUAAACAUUUAACAUAACUAAACUACGGUGUGUCAGGAAAGGCUUUGCAUUACAUUAAAGCAUUUUAAACACUGAGAUGAACCAAGCUGUCAACGAAUGCAUAAAAAACAAGAAAAAAUGUAGUUCAAUUAUAAUUAUUAUUUUAAAUCAUCUCUUAAACACCUCACAAUGAAUACAAACAUUAUUGUGAGUGAUAAAUCAAUGAUGGCAAUGACAUUAAGGAGGAAAAAAAAAAAUUUAAUGAUUAACUAUGGGCUAUUAACAUUGAAAAAGGUAAAGGGUGAAUAAACUUAAUAACUUCAGUGAAUGUAGCAUAUUGUGCAAUAACAGAAAUCCCCAACUGUACUUCAGUCUGUCUCCUUUACUUCACCUUGCUGAACUUUGUGAUUGUGUCAUAUGAUCACAUCAGUGCCGAUACCAUUUCUGGCUAAACAGCCUCUCAGCUACCCUUACUGUUUAGCCAUGCUAGCAGCGUGGCUGUAAGGAUGGAAAUGUUGGUCUGUUGUUGGUGCACAUUGAUAUCCAGCAACUUUUGGAUGGAUUCCAAUAAAUACAU
Messenger RNA from Scomber scombrus (Atlantic mackerel), 997 nucleotides. Its product is annotated as hepcidin-like. Lineage: Eukaryota; Metazoa; Chordata; Actinopteri; Scombriformes; Scombridae. Gene Ontology annotation, biological process: intracellular iron ion homeostasis; defense response to bacterium. Gene Ontology annotation, molecular function: iron-sulfur cluster binding. Bases 62 to 310 code for a protein of 82 amino acids. Gene Ontology annotation, cellular component: extracellular region. The record is from RefSeq and is a predicted model, not a curated record. The transcript is spliced from 3 exons.